Messenger RNA from Colletotrichum destructivum, 2363 nucleotides. Its product is annotated as Putative fungal domain of STAND protein. The record is from RefSeq and is a predicted model, not a curated record. The coding region runs from base 939 to 2363 and encodes 474 amino acids. Lineage: Eukaryota; Fungi; Ascomycota; Sordariomycetes; Glomerellales; Glomerellaceae. The transcript is spliced from 2 exons.
UAAAGAGCAUUCCCUCCCCCUAAAUAACAAACAGCAACACAGCCCCCAUAAUCACAGCCUCCACCAUCACAGUUCACAGAGCGACUGCAGAGUUCAGAGCCUCCCAGGUUUGGACCAGAGACUAGAGGGCAGAUCCAUGUUUGAUGAAGAUGCCACUCUCCUCUUGGCGAACGAUUGCGGCCCAGUUUCGGAAUGUCUGUCUAUCUGUCUAUCUACCUGUCUAUCUAUCUGUCUGUCUAUCUGAAGCUUUAGUCCCUUGAUGUGCACGUGGCACGACGCAUCUCGAUACAAACUUAACCGCCGCAAGUCCCUUUUCCUCACACCGAGGUCCUCAAUAUGACCUCAAAUGAGACCCGUUAGCAUCACUCCGCGGUUGCCCCUAGCGUUGUGUCUUCAAAGCUUUGCCCCCUUUUUUCCCCCAAUACGAAAGUCGCCCACACUGCCACAUGUCUAAUCUUGUCCGCCGAGCCUCCCACAAAUCGCCGACUCGAUUUGGAUCGCCCAGAUAAUGUCCAAAAAUGGAUCGUUUGCUUGAACCCAUGUCUCCCCGGUUGCCUCAUGUGUGCGCAGAGUCGUCCAGAAGCCUCGCAGUUGCUUGUCUACGAAAUCCCCCGUCGCAAGUGUACAAGAAUAUCGACACACUAACGACGACGGACAGACCCUGCAGUGCGUGCAGCAUGCACCUCGGCAGAGCCUCCUCGAAAGUUACAGCAGUCCUGCAUGAGUGCCGCCGUGCAUGUGCGAUGAGGCCGAAAGCUUGACAACCUCGGCUUCGCAGCUUCGAGUUUCAAACACGGAGCUUGAUCCCAAAUACACGCGGUCCUGAUGAAACACGAAGCUAGCAACGUCCCCUUCGCGAGAACAAAAAUGCAACGCGAUGCCGUGUCCCCUGAUUCUUGUCAUGUCACGGGACGGUUUGUCUUCAUCGACAUCUCACCAUGGAUCCGCUCACCAUCGUCACUGCCGCAGCAUCUUUGGCGGGCGCCGUUCUGAAAGCGUCGUUCAAGAUCAAAGAGACCGUCGACGCCUACGACGACGCGCCGCAAAACGUCGCCGACAUCGCCGAGGAGGUGCACGCGGUCCAGAUCGCCCUUCGCCAGGUCGAGAGCGUCGUGCUCCAGGACCCCGAGGCGAUCGAACGGCUGAACUUGGAGGACGUUUUCGCCGUCGCCGUCAACGGUUGCCACGCGACGCUUCUGUCCAUCAGCAAGGAAUAUGAAGACCUCUUCCUCCGCAGCGACUGGAGAGCCAAGAUCAAGGUCCUGUGGAAGGAUGGAGAGAUGACGCGGCUCCUUGGUCGCCUGGACCGGAAGAAAGCGACGUUGACGCUCCUCACGCAGACGUUGAACCUACGUUCUACGCAAGACAUCAAGGCUCUACUGCUACAGAAUCAGUCAACGUUGAACGCAGCGAAGCAAGACCUUAAAGAGCCCGCGUCAUACCACGCAGACUUCCGGCCAACGAGUCCAGAUUCCUUGGAUAACUGCAGUGAGGCCAGAACACCGAGGGUCAGAGAUUCGGUUCUCAGCACCACUGAAUUCGACUUCGACUACGACUUGAUCAAUACAAAGACCUACAGACGCGCUUUGCAGAGAUAUGUGGCCGCAGGUCCGGGAGUAGAUCCGAGUCCUGAACAGGAAACGGAAAGCUUGCCUGAGUUUGCACUGCCCCUCGAUCCGCUCCUAGAAGAGGAAGACGGCACCGGAGAUCGUACCGGGUCGCCGUCAGAGUCGCUGACAUUCCAGUCGCGGCUCUCUCGGGCAACCACCCUGCAGCCCGGUUCGGAGGGUGUAGCGUUCGCCAAUCCGCCUGCCACGCCGCCCAAAGAGCCUACAGUACAGACUGUACGGUCCGAGGUCAACGAACCCAAAGCUGACCAGCCAGCAACCACUCUGGAGAUUCACGAUGCUGCCAGAAAGAAGCAACUUUCUUGGAAAAAGCCGGACAUUCGUGCACCGCGACACCUCACCGCGGGACUGGCAGCAGAAAGGCAUCGUCGACGGAAGAAGCACGAGCAGCCUGCCCUUCCCGAGGCAUCAUCGUCACCCCAGAUGUCGGAAGAUUCACUCUGGCACAGAGAUGGUGCCGAGUCUGCCUCGAGUUGUCCUACAACGGCCGACACGACCCCUGGCAUGACCUUUGCGGAGCAAGUUCGCGACAAGCCCGAGAAGCGACGCAAGUGCGGCCGUCCCGUACAUCACAGGCGACGACACGAAAGGGAAGCGCUGCACACGCGAAGGUCCGAGACGUCGAGCGCAGCACUGAGCUCUGUGGAUUCAGUGACGGACGCUCUGGAACAGCUUGGCCUGCCAAAGUCGAGAGCGUUCGGGAGAGAAAGGGGGCGGCGGAAGCAGGCUGUCUAG